This is a messenger RNA of Colius striatus (speckled mousebird), 3612 nucleotides long. RefSeq names its product ring finger protein 8 (gene RNF8). Gene Ontology annotation, biological process: ubiquitin-dependent protein catabolic process; double-strand break repair; protein K48-linked ubiquitination. NCBI's taxonomy places the organism in Eukaryota, Metazoa, Chordata, Aves, Coliiformes, Coliidae. The record is from RefSeq and is a predicted model, not a curated record. Gene Ontology annotation, molecular function: ubiquitin protein ligase activity; histone binding. The transcript is spliced from 8 exons. Gene Ontology annotation, cellular component: nucleus; cytosol; ubiquitin ligase complex. The coding region runs from base 201 to 1745 and encodes 514 amino acids.
CGGAAGGGGCGGAGGGAAAGGCACCGGGGGCCGGAGGGGCAACGGAUGGCCCUUAGUGUGCGUGCGUAGCAGCUUCUCGCGCUCGGGGUUCGACUGGCUGGGCUGUCGGGCGGCCGCUGCGCCGCCUUCCGUCCCGUGGGAGCGCCCCUGCUGCCGCGGCGAUUGCUCCUGCCUGGCGGGCCGGGGGGUCGGCUGGCGCCAUGGCGGGCCACGGGGCCUCGCGGCUGGCCUGGUGCCUCCGCCGCGUCGGGGCCGGCGGCGACUGGCUCCUGCUGGAGCCCGGCACGCAGGUGACUAUAGGCCGAGGAUUAGAUCUCACGUACCAGCUGGUGUCAAAAACCUGCCCCCUGAUGAUCUCUCGUAAGCACUGUAUUUUCCAGCAGAAUGCAGAAGGGCAGUGGACUGUCAAGGAUAACAAGAGUCUAAAUGGAGUCUGGCUUAACAAACAGCGCCUGGAUCCCUCAAAAGCCUAUCCUGUCACUGAAGGAGACCGGAUCCAGUUGGGAGUGCCUUUGGAAAACAAAGAGACUGCUGAAUAUGAAUAUGAAGUAAUUAAAGAGGAAUGGGAGAAAAUCAAACCCUUUUUAGCCCAAAGGAGUGACCUAGGGAAAGCUAAGAGUUCAAGAACUAAACGUAAAUUUACUUUGGAGGAAUUGGACACAUCUGAAUCAGAAGGCCCUUCAAACUCCAGAUCCAAAAGAGACAGAGUGUCCUGUGACAGUGAACCCUUGGGUAGAUCACGGGGAAGGGCAGAAGAGGCCAAACAGCUUACAGAGAAGAUGGAUGUCGAGCUGCCUUCUCCUGGACCAAGUGAGGAGGAUAGUGGUGCAGUGCAUAGCAGCCCUGCGCGCUCCGAGAAAGCACUGUCUGUCCCCCAUAAGGACCAGAAAGCUUCUGGUCUUGCACAGUCAUGGACUGGCUUAGAAAUGGUGAAGAAAACUCUGGUAGAUAUAAUGAAGUUAAAGGUGAAAGUGCAGGAGAAGCAGACAGCAGUUCUGCAUGUGAAGCAGAAGCGCAGGAAGUGUGCUCAGAAGGAGGUCCUGGCAAUGGAGCAGGAGCUGCGGGACUUGCAAAACCAGCUGUGUGUGGAACAAGAGCAUCACCAGCAGCAGGUGGAAGAGCUGGAGAGGACGUUCUCUAAAGAGCAGCAGAAGCUAGAGGGAGUUAAAUGGCAACAUGGAGAAGAGAAUCUGAAGGAGCAGCUGGCCCAGGUCCUGCAGGAGCAUCAUGCUUUGAUGGAAGAACUGAGCCGUAGUAAAAAAGAUUUUGAGGAGAUAAUUCGAGCCAAGAACAGAGAACUGGAAGAAACCAAGGAGGAGAAGGAAAAGGUGAGAGCCCAAAAAGAGGAGGUGUUGAAUCAGAUGAAUGAUGUAUUGGAGAAUGAGUUACAGUGCACGAUCUGUUCUGAGCACUUUAUCGAGGCUGUCACUCUGAACUGCGCACACAGCUUCUGCUCCUACUGCAUCGACCAGUGGACAAAGCGUAAAGCUGAGUGCCCUAUCUGCAGGCAGGAGAUCACGUCAAAGACACGCUCUCUGGUGCUGGAUAACUGCAUUGACAGGAUGGUAGAAAAACUGAAUGUGGAAAUGAAAGAGCAUCGCCUGACCCUUAUCAGAGAGCGGAAAGAGAAACAGAAUGUGUUGGUGAAACCAGCCACAGACAAUGACGGCAGUGUCAUUUCUUCCAUCUACUCCAUCUUGUCAAUGAGCAGCUGUGACAGUGAGGACUCUGAGGAAGAUGUUUAAACAAAAGCAACCACUUUAUCUAAACACUGUUCCUGCAGACUCAUUUGCCUGUGGGCUGCCCAGAGUCAACCUAAUGGCGUUCGGUUGACUGCUGCUUGGAUGACUGGGCAUUUGGAAGGAGAGACUGUGAAGAGGCUGGAGCUGAGAAUUAGCAGCAUUCAGAAGAAAGACCUUAUUUUUUUUAAAACUAAUGUACAGAAGCUUGAUCUCUGAAAGAAAACUGGGACUGCGAGAGAACAAACUGCCAUUAGGCUAGAUGGCUGACAUCCAAAACCUAGGCUUCCAUGAUCGCUUGUGACCUGUUUGGUGUAACAUAACAGUUUGUGUGCAUCGCUGCCCUUUCCUUAGUGAACGACGUGCUUAAAUGUGUACAUCAGCUCCCUUAUUUCAAUCAGCACAGGGAAUGGCCCAGGUUAUUUGAGAACUUGGCCAUCCCCACCAGCAGGCAGGAGAGGUGUGUCAACGUGAGUUUUGCUCUCGAAUUUCAUAUGGCAGCUAGAGUCAUCCCAGGCCUCUGGCAGUAAAGGUAACAAAGGGUGGGUUACAGACCCUGUCAGCCUUAACUGCUUGAAGGCAGUGUAAGAUGAGCUGCUGGACAUCAGCUGCAGUGCUCUGUUGAUAUUACUCAUUUUCUGUUAGAUAGGGAUGAAGAAGAUUAAACCUUCCAGAAUUAUGUAGCUAGUGCUCUUUUUCAUAAAGUGUCUUUGGUUUCUUCCCACUUCAGGCUAUUGCAUAAAGGACUUUAGAAUGGGAAGUAGUCCUUUGUCAGCAGCGGAGACAAACCUUUGCCUCUUCAAAGUGCUGCUACCUGAGUUAGUGAAAUGUCCUGUUGGCAAGGAUGAAAGCUGCAUCUGUAGGCAACCACGAGGCACAGGAGGAAGCAUUAGGUUUAUUGUUUACAAAACACUGCUGUUGAGCCGUGGGUUAUACUACCCUCACAGCAAAUCAGUCAUCCCCAAGAGACUGAGCACGUCUUGCCUCAUCCCAUCAUGAUUUAGCAAUGAAGUUCCAUUUCCAGUGGCGUAUGCUUUUGACUUAGCUGUUACAUGGAAAGAACUAUUUUAUACUGUGAGAAGAGGAUGUGGGAAACCCUUCUCAUAUGUAAUAUUUCUAUGGCUUUCUGUUAUGUACUUUCUACAUUUAUUUUGUUUAAGAAGGAAAAUGCAAAUCCAUUUCCGCAUUACUCUUCCUUGGUGCAAUCACUGAAAUGAAUGUCUUUCUCUUAGUUGUCUUAUACUUUUUGAGAAAACACGGACUAUCUCAUUUUAAUGACUUUGCUUCAUGUUUUGGUUGCUGUAAGCAGUUGUGAUUAUUUUAAAGUUAUUCGAAAGAUUUAUGUACUCAGGAAUUGAUAAAAGACAAUCCAACUCUUCAAGCCUGUAGCUAUCCUAAGGGUGGUUUAGUAGGUACAAUCCAUACCUCUUAUCUUCUUCCAUUAAAAAAAGACCCCAUUAAAGAGGGGUGUGAAUGCUGCUGCUGCCCUAAGGAAGCAGUGUAUUCUGAUUGAUUUGAUUGGUAGGACUUAAAUAGGAGAGGUUGGUCUUACCCGUGAGCCAGGCAGCUUUCUUGAAAAUCUUAGUGCAAGGUUUCUUUUGUGAAGUGGUCAUUGCAUCUUUAGCUUUCCUUUUUGCCUUUUAAUGUUCAUUUUCCGUAUAUGCUUUUAAAGGUUUCUUUGAUGAAUAUAUGCUCUCAAGGAUGUCUGAGAAAAGAGGGUUUCUCAAAGUGCUUGUGAAAUUCCUGGCUGAAGAGGAGGAAAAGUACUCUGGUUACCUAGGACUGCAAAUUCUUCUACUGUGUAUCACUUCCAUGUUAUUGUGCUUUUUUUGCUUGCUUCAUUUUGCUAAAUAUAUUUUUAUCUUGAUUUUUA